Messenger RNA from Cooperia oncophora, 291 nucleotides. The record is from the annotation of a GenBank genome assembly. Lineage: Eukaryota; Metazoa; Nematoda; Chromadorea; Rhabditida; Trichostrongylidae.
AUGGAACGACUGGUUGUCGACUUUUUACCUUUGUGCUUGGAGUACAAACCGCUGUGUACACUGUGGACAGAGGCGUUUAAUUACAAAUCUCGCCAAGUCAGUCGUGAAAUGGCUGCCCACGCAAGGAAAAAAAAGCGAAAAAUAAUGGAGAUCACCGCGGCAUGCCUUCGUAUGCAAGUGAAUGAGGAGAACAAGUCGGAGUUCUCGCACAUCUCUCCCGAACGAGCUUUCGCGGAUUUCAUAUUUGCCCACGUUGUCCUUCAUCUGGUCGUUGCCAAUUUCCUGGGUUAA